Molecule: messenger RNA, 3840 nt
Organism: Seriola dumerili (greater amberjack)
Lineage: Eukaryota; Metazoa; Chordata; Actinopteri; Carangiformes; Carangidae
Gene: slc6a7
Product: sodium-dependent proline transporter-like
Exons: 14
Coding region: 178-2136 (652 amino acids)
Biological process (GO): sodium ion transmembrane transport
Cellular component (GO): membrane
Molecular function (GO): L-proline transmembrane transporter activity
Source: RefSeq, a predicted model, not a curated record
GUCAUCGCUGAUGCCUCCCUGCGGUGUCACACUCCUUUAACGCCGACCGACGGUUGCUCUUUACCGGCCGCUAAAACUACACCAAAGUGCUGUACUUCCAAGAGGACUUUUCCCUCUAAAAAUGUGGACUACCGAGCGAUAAAUCAAAUAGCGAAGCGCCACCUCUGCCGCGGGGAAAUGCAGGACGACAGCGGCAAAGCAGCACCCGGGAGCCCCACUGUAGCCAGUACAAACACAUCGCAGAAUUCAGGACAUUUGAACGGAUAUACCGUUUCUCAAAAUGGCCACAACCCGACAGCUACACCUGUGCUGCAGUCACAGUUUGAAUCCAGACCUCCAAGUCCUGCACCCACUCCAACCCCAGCUGUCCCGAGGGAGCAGUGGGGAGGGAAGUAUGAGUUCCUGCUCUCCUGUAUUGGAUACUGUGUGGGACUGGGGAACGUGUGGCGGUUCCCCUAUCUUUGUUACCGCAAUGGAGGAGGCGUGUUUCUCAUCCCCUACUUCAUUAUGCUCUUUGUUACGGGUGUUCCACUGUUUCUCAUGGAGCUGAGUUUAGGCCAGUAUGGAGCGGCUGGCCCCAUCACUGUGUGGAAAUGCUGCCCUCUACUCAAAGGUAUUGGCAUUGGGAUGCUCUGUGUGUCCACGCUGGUGUGUCUCUACUAUAACGUCAUCAUAGCGUGGACGUUUUACUACCUGGGCAGCUCCUUCCAGAGCCCUCUGCCCUGGUCCUGUGAUGCUAUAGCUAAUGCAGGUAUCUGUAACAGCACUGGGAAUAGCUCCACUGGUAAAACCCUCAGCCCCACAGAAAUCUUCUGGAAUGAGCGAGUGCUGGGGGUAGUAAACAGUGAGGGCCUUCAUGACCCGGGCCGUGUCCGGUGGCCCCUGGCCCUGUGCCUCCUGGCCUCCUGGAUCAUCAUAUUCCUGUGUAUGCUCAAGGGCAUCCGCAGCUCUGGCAAGGUGGUUUAUGUCACAGCCACCUUCCCAUAUUUUGUGCUCAUCGUUCUGAUCAUCAGAGGUGCUACACUGGAGGGCUCUCUUCAAGGUGUUGCUUUCUACCUCACACCAGACUGGAACCGAUUAGCUAAUGCACAGGUGUGGAAUGACGCAGCCUCACAGAUUUUCUACUCCUUAGGCAUUGGAGUUGGAGGGUUGCUUUCUAUGGCCUCUUACAAUAAGUUUGACAACAACGUGAUCAGGGACACUCUGAUUAUCACAACAGGAAACUGCAGCACCAGCUUCUUUUCAGGAUUUGCUAUAUUCUCAAUCCUGGGUCACAUGGCAUGGAGGAAGGGAGUGCCUGUUGGAGAGGUGGCAGAUACAGGUCCUGGUUUGGCCUUUGUUGCUUACCCAGAAGCCCUUGCUCUACUGCCAGGCUCAGUGUUCUGGUCCAUCCUGUUCUUCCUCAUGCUCUUUAUGCUGGGGAUUGAUACACUGUUUGGCAACAUGGAGGGCAUCACCACUGCUGUGCUGGACGAGUUUCCACAGCUCAGACAAAACACGCUGCACAAGUCCUUGUUCCUGGGCACGCUGUGUCUUUGCUUCUACCUUUUGGGUCUCUUGUUAGUGACUGAUGGAGGGAUUUACUGGUUCACUCUCAUUGACUCCUUCAGCACUAGUUUCGGCCUCAUCAUCAUCACCCUCUUCAUGUGCAUUGGCAUCUCCUUCUUCUAUGGGGUCAACCAGUUUUGUCAAGACAUUAUUGAUAUGAUCCGCCACUGCCCUCCCUGGUGCAGCAAAGUUCUGCUCUACUUCAAAGCGUGUUGGGUUUUCUUCACUCCGUUUCUUCUGCUGUUCAUCCUGACGUACAUCUUCAUUGAGAUGUACAACACAUCACUCCACUACGGGUCCUAUGUGUACCCACGGUGGGGUAAAGCGCUGGGCGUGUGCAUGGGUGCGACCUGCUGUCUGCAGAUUCUCAUCUGGGCCAUUGUGGCCAUCUGCAAGGAAACUGGAACACUGAAAGACCGCUUUCAGAAAGCGAUUCGACCUCUGAAUUCCUGGAGAGUGAACAAUUUGAACAGCAUGGGGAGAGUACAGGAGCGCGUGGAGCCGGAGAGAGUGGAGGCUCCGUUCACUGUCACGCUCACAGACAUGGACUUCACUGCAAUGACGUGGGAGGCGGGAAGCCAGGCGUGACAGCAUGGAGAGCAGUGAUGAACGCACAGUGAUAUGUUGUCAAGAGAAAGAGGAAUUUAUCAUUAUGUCAUUUGCCCCAGCUAGGCUCUGGUGGCCGUGUCUGUGUGUCCUGCAGGGCAGUGUGGAUGAAUUGCUUUAUUUAUACUAUUAUGUAUGAUUGAAUAGUAUUUUUUAACUUUUUUUUACAUUAUGUAGAAUAUAAGGAAAGUUUGGAUUAUCCUCGUCUUACUUUUGGAUGAGCGUAAUUCUGAUAAUAAUUACUGUCAUAGUAGUGCAGAACAAUGAAUUUUCCUCUUCCAGCAGUCAACAGCGGCUGGGGCACUACAUUUUGUUUAUGUCUUGACUCUUAACUGUUACCCACCACACCAUUGACCUGGAGAGGUGACCACGAUUCAUCAGCCCACCAGUGUAAAAGGUGCUGAUGACACAGCCUCACAGAGUCAGGAAUACUUUUAAUUCAUUUUACUUUUUAACAUGAACGUUUGCAGGAAAAAAAUAAUUAUUGCGAGAAUAAAUAAAUACAUGUAAAAAUAGCUUGCCAAAUGAACUAUUUUUCAAGGUACUGUCCAUGUCUAAGAUUUCUUGUGUGACUGUCUACAUGUCAAAUGAACAGUUCCUGCAGAUAUCUGCAAAAAAUGUAGCAAUCAAUUCACUCCUUUGUUGCUCACACUGAAUUGGUAAUGUCACAUUUACAACUACAUCCCACAUUAAUGUCGUAGACAAGCUUUAACGUGGGAUGUAUAUGUCUCUGGCUAACAUUUGUUGUUUUUAGAAAAAAAAUAGAUAGGAAUCAGUGGGUAUCUACACACAGGUAGGUUUCUAGUUUUGUAUGUUUACUGGAACUUUGCUUUUCCAGUCCUUCAAUGUCAAGUUUCCACCCUGCUAUUUAAUUGCAGAAAUCCCUCCUUAAGUCAUUAUAUAUCAUUGGUUAAAUGUAAGGUCUUAUCAGUUAAAGGUAUUGUCCGCUUGAGGACAUGAUUAUUAUCAAAUCAAUCUUCCUAGCAUUUCUCGUUACUCUGAUUUGAGGGCCUGCUUAAAGAAAACAUCAAAAUCGGUGUGAUAAGAUAUUAGUUAUUGGUGAAUUGGCCACACUGCUUAAUUUGUGACACUAAGAUCAAUACAUUUUUUAAAAGACCCUUUGUAAGUUAAGCUCAAUGGUGUUAAACCUGGGACAUAAAAGAAUUACAAAUAUUUCUCCCACAGAUGAGACAGUUCACCUGGACACACUGGUCACUGAUUAAUGUGUUGUUAAUUUCUUGAAGCGGCUGACUGAGAUAGACUGUCCCAGAUUAAUAACAUUUGUUAAUAAUACUAGUUGCACUUCUCUCACAGAGGCCUGAAGUUUUGAUACUGUCAUCUAUUCCCAAAGAUUUAAUUUGGAGUAACUGAUAAAAAUUCCCCAUCGUUUUCAAGGGCAUAUGUGCUCACUCUUGAGUACAUGUUGCAAAUAUGUAAAUUUUCUACCAAAUCUGCAGUGUUUGCAUUAUUAAAUCCUUUCAGUCACAUGAAACAUUACAUUUUGUGUUUUAAUAUUGAGGGGUGAUCAAAGCAUCUUUCAAGUAGGAUCACUUUGAAACCAUUGAGUAAAAACAUUUUAUUAUCGUUUGUUUUAGGAGUGUAUGUCAUGUCAUAAACCUCAUCUUUUUUGCCUUUGUAAACCUUGUUGCCAUUCUCUUAUGUAUUGCUGUGCAUAAUGAUUAAAUA